AUGACCAGCAUUGAAGAUAUAAAGAGACUUGUACUGAAGCCAUUUCAAAGCCAUCGUCAAUUAAGCAUUAAGGAAGCAGACACAUUAUCAUUGGAAAUCCUGGAUCUACUGAGCCAAUCGGAUUGUAAAGAUCGACAGACACUUAAGUAUCUGGCCAAUUUUCUUACGAUAGAGACAUACCACGACUUGAUCGAGGAACGAAACCUCAAUAGAAAGUGCGGUUACCCUUUAUGCACUCGCAGCCAGAAUCGAGUUCGCGAUCCAUAUGGCGGGAACGCAACAGCAACCCGUUUUCUGCAAGAAAACAAUCCAUACGCCUACCUCUCACAUUAUUGCAGUAAGUUUCACUAUCGCUGUUCCCAGUUUUACGAAGUUCAGCUGACGGAAGAAGCUUUGUUCGUACGUAUAGGCGUCCACCUUGAUGAUGAAGUUAAAGGGAAUUUACCAAAGCUGCAAAACAUUUCACUACUUGAAGAGCUCAUUCAGGGUGAGGAGUUAGGCCAACAAGACCUGAUGUCAAUCGUCAGUGGUAUAGGACAGCUACAUAUAAAGAGUGACGAAGCGUUAGGUGGAGAUGGUAAAGAUGAGCUUGAAAAAGAUUUGAGUGAGUGGCUAUCUCAUAUCAAGAUCGUGGAAAACCAAAAUCCUCACCCUAUGGGAGACAUUUCCAAGGACGAAAGCUGA
This is a messenger RNA of Lachancea lanzarotensis, 684 nucleotides long. RefSeq names its product LALA0S07e01794g1_1 (gene RTR2). Gene Ontology annotation, cellular component: cytoplasm; nucleus. The record is from RefSeq and is a predicted model, not a curated record. Bases 1 to 684 code for a protein of 227 amino acids. The transcript has a single exon. Gene Ontology annotation, molecular function: RNA polymerase core enzyme binding; RNA polymerase II CTD heptapeptide repeat phosphatase activity. Lineage: Eukaryota; Fungi; Ascomycota; Saccharomycetes; Saccharomycetales; Saccharomycetaceae.